UCUAGGCGGGUGGGAGAGGCGGGAGCGAAAGUUACAGGUUUGGGGUCCGGCGGCCGGGGCGAUGGAGCUGGGUCCCGCCGCGUCCCCUGGGCCUUCCCGCUCCUUCAAGGAGGAGUUGCUCUGUGCCGUCUGCUACGACCCCUUCCGCGACGCCGUGACUCUGCGCUGUGGCCACAACUUCUGCCGCGGGUGCGUGACCCGCUGCUGGGAGGUGCAGGUGGCGCCCACCUGCCCGGUGUGCAAGGACCGCGCGGCCCUCGCCGACCUGCGCACCAACCACACCCUCAACAACCUGGUGGAGAAGCUGCUGCGCGAGGAGGCCGAGGGCGCGCGCUGGGCGGGCCACCGCUCCCCGCGCCUGUGCCGCCCUCACCGCGGCCAGUUCAGCCUCUUCUGCCUCGACGAUAAGGAGCUGCUGUGCUGCUCGUGCCAGGCCGACCCCCGGCACCAGGGGCACCGCGUGCAGCCAGUGAAAGACACUGCCCACGACUUUCGGUGGUCCACAACAAUGCUUUUCCCCAUUACCACUGGCAGAAGUGCCAGGUCCUGAUGUGGGACAGCUAAAGUA
This is a messenger RNA of Leptonychotes weddellii (Weddell seal), 568 nucleotides long. The record is from RefSeq and is a predicted model, not a curated record. NCBI's taxonomy places the organism in Eukaryota, Metazoa, Chordata, Mammalia, Carnivora, Phocidae.